Kickxella alabastrina is the source of this 1737-nucleotide messenger RNA. RefSeq lists its product as uncharacterized. The record is from RefSeq and is a predicted model, not a curated record. Lineage: Eukaryota; Fungi; Kickxellomycota; Kickxellomycetes; Kickxellales; Kickxellaceae. The transcript has a single exon. Gene Ontology annotation, molecular function: nucleic acid binding. The coding region runs from base 36 to 1628 and encodes 530 amino acids.
UUUUUUCUCUCUUUUUUAAAAAAUAUAUUCUCAUCAUGGACGACUUGUUUGUUAUCGACACAAAGGGCUCAACAGAAGUCAAAGUGACUACAACAGCAGAGCAGCGUGAAUUCACCGUUACCGGCACCAACACACCAACUCCGCGCAGUAACGGACACAAAUUCAAAACUGCACAAAUCAGAGUAAUUGAGGACGACCUUGUUGCCGCAGCACCCGGCCCAUCAACAGCCGCGGCCGGCCCCUCACAGCACCAAAGCUCUAUGAAUGGUCUCAACUUGCAGUUCCUCAAGCUCGGUGUGGGCAAAAAUAAAAAUAAACCGAGAAGGCAAAAAAAUGCUGCGGCCAAACGAUCUACCGCUGCCGCAGCUCAGCAGCAGCAGCAAUAUGGCAGGAUGGACAUUGUGCUUGAUCAGAUGGUGGAUGAUGGAAGCGACGACGAGAUCAUGGUUUUGCUCAAUGGACCAAGAAGCCAGGUGCGGGAUGCAACGGGCGCGGAUACUCCUACUGAUCAAUGUGCGAAGAAGAAUAAGAAGAGGGCGGCUAGGAGAAGCAAGCGGGCUGCUCACCUUGUUACAGCUACUCAGCAAAAUGACGUGGAAGCGAUGGACGACUACAUGCAGAACUUGGGCGAGGAUGAGAUCAUGGAGUUGCUUCAAGGGUCGGUAGGCGGGAAAUACCAGGCGCGCGAUAUUGGCGGGCCGAUUGAUCUCGAGGGUAUGUAUGAUGAGCCGGUCGAGAUUGACGAUCCAUUCAAGUACGAUGACGAGCUUGGCGAGAUGCUUCUUGAUGGCUCUGACAGCAAUACCAGUGAUGACGACGAAGACGACGGGUGCCCGGUUAACCUUGACUUGGAAAGCCUCGCUGGCCCGGAUGAGUUCCCAUUGCCCAAGGCCAACAAGCACCAUCGGGGCCGCAUGCAGAGCGUGCAAAAUGCCAAAACAUUCAAGGACCAGGACCGCGCUAAAGCCAAGAACAGCCAUGCCAAGCAGAAGCAGAAAGAUAGUGCUGGCAGUGCAGGUGGCAACGAUGAUGGCCCUUCGGCCGGCUUUGAUCCGCGCACAAUCAUUAAACGUUUGGACAUGCUAACGCAAACAAGCGAUAUGAGCAGUAUCUGGCUGCAGCCGAUGAACAAGUACGAGCGCCAGGUUGUCCAUAUGCUGGCGCGCGAGUAUAGUGUUAAAUCCAAAUCGCACGGCAACGGUGCCAGACGCACGCCUGUGCUAACGCUGACGGCCAAAAGCAACCGCCCGACUAAUCGUCGCCGCAUCAGCCGGCUGGUGAUGCUGUUUGACGAAGGUGGUCUAAUGCCCGAACAAUAUAGCGGUCCACAUGGUGAUGGUGGUGGGUCGGCAGAAAGAGGCUCGGGACGCGGCAAGGGCAAGAACAGAGGAAGAGGCGGUGGCAAUGGUAAGGGCAAGGCGUCGGGUGGAGGCGGUGCUGCACCUGCGCAGCCGCAUGGCAAGAUUGUUGCUGAGGAUGCGCCGGUCAUUGGAUCAUCCAAUGUCGGACAUAGGAUGCUCGCGCAGAUGGGAUGGCAGCCUGGACAGGGACUCGGGGUCAAUGAAGAGGGCCGCUCUACACCUGUCGAUGUCAUGUUCCGCGCCGGACGUCGUGGUCUUGGUGCUUAGUUUGAUUCAUGCCUUUUUUCCAUGUCGCUUGUAAUUAGGAUACAAUUUUUUGUUUUAUUCCUUUCAUUUUGAUUUUGAUAAAAUAACUAUAUUAGAUCUGCUUUACAAA